AUGACUGAGGAGCAGAAGAAGACAUUAGAAGAGUCCAUCGCAGACUAUCAGGAGUCGGAGGAUGAAGAUUACAACCCGGAAGCUAAUGACGAGGGUAAUGACGAGGAGGAAGAGUUUGAAGAUGACCCAAAAUAUCGACAGCUUGAGCAGGGAGGGUUGAUCCAGACUCGAAGGCAAAGACAGGAGGAGAGACGCGAAAAAGCCUAUCAGAAGCCAGCAGAAUCCACAAUUGAUGUUGACUCCAUAUGGGAGGAGCUUAAUAAGCCAAAGCAGCAACCCAAAUCGGAACCAAAGAAGGAGGAUUCGAUCCCAUCAUCAACGGAAUCCGCAGACACAGAGAAGAUAAAGAUCACAAGGAGGUAUGAAUUUGCCGGCGAAAUGGUGACAGAGGAGAAAUGGGUGGAUGCAGACUCAGAAGAAGCUCGUGCUCACUUCAACUCUACGAAGCUCAAAGAGUCGAAAGAGUCGAGUCCUGAGAAAUUAUUACCAAAAAAGAGAGCACCUAAACGUAAAAGGGCCAGUCUUUUGGAUGACGUUAUUAAUAAUGCCUCGAGUGCCAAAUUAACUACACUGGAGAAAUCGCGACUGGAUUGGGCCACUUAUGUGGACAAGGCAAAAAUUGGAGACGAGCUGAAGUUCGAAAAUAAGGGUGGAUACUUGGACCAACAGGACUUCUUAUCCAGAGUGAGCCACAGGCAGGAUAAAAAUUACAAAGAAGCCAAGAAACAAGGCUGA
This is a messenger RNA of Ogataea polymorpha, 735 nucleotides long. RefSeq lists its product as uncharacterized. Bases 1 to 735 code for a protein of 244 amino acids. NCBI's taxonomy places the organism in Eukaryota, Fungi, Ascomycota, Pichiomycetes, Pichiales, Pichiaceae. The transcript has a single exon. The record is from RefSeq and is a predicted model, not a curated record.